Messenger RNA from Sclerotinia sclerotiorum 1980 UF-70, 165 nucleotides. RefSeq lists its product with no specific name. The coding region runs from base 1 to 165 and encodes 54 amino acids. The transcript is spliced from 3 exons. Lineage: Eukaryota; Fungi; Ascomycota; Leotiomycetes; Helotiales; Sclerotiniaceae. The record is from RefSeq and is a predicted model, not a curated record.
AUGCUUUUUGAUAGUGUAGGCUCUUUGUUAUUGCCUAAUUAUAUUACAGGUAGUUUAUAUGUCGAGGGAAGGAUUGUACCGAUCUCUACCACAAACUGCAAUCUUUUCACUGAAAAAUUAUUCAGGUCACGUUUUGCGCCAUCGAGGAUGGAGCAGGUUGGAUAG